Messenger RNA from Amphibalanus amphitrite, 2633 nucleotides. RefSeq lists its product as uncharacterized. The record is from RefSeq and is a predicted model, not a curated record. Lineage: Eukaryota; Metazoa; Arthropoda; Thecostraca; Balanomorpha; Balanidae. The coding region runs from base 30 to 1529 and encodes 499 amino acids. The transcript is spliced from 2 exons.
AGAACAUUGCCAGCAGGGCAAAAGUCAAGAUGAAGCUCACUGGCCUGCUUGGCGUGAUCCUCGCGGGAGCAGCCAUCGCCGCCCCUCCACAGCAGCCGCAUGAUGCUGCAAGUGCCAACGUGACCUCCGAGGCGGCCCCCACCAACGGGUCAGCCACACAGCGCGAGGGGCGUCGGCGUGACUUCUUUGGCAGCCAACUGAGCUGUGCCACGAAAGGGGACAUCCAAGUGGGCACGGCUAACGUGCUGUCGGCCGUGAGCAUAGAGCUGGCCCAGCAGCGCAGUCAGCUUCAGAAGGACGUCAUCAGUCGCUGCGGUGGCGGCAAAGCCGACGUCUGUGACCUGCAUCCGCUGCUGAAGGCACAGGGCGACGCCGCUAAGAGCAUCCAGUGGCUCAAGACCGACCAGGAGAGCGUCAAGGCGGCACUGUCGGAGGUCAGGUCCGUGGUGCUCAGCGGCCAGGCCUCCAUCGCCCAGGGCGUUACCGGCCUCCAGUCCAGUCAAGAGGAGCUCAAGGACGCCGUGGCCGACACCAAGACGAUGCUCACGAGCGGCCAGGGGACCAUCAUCAACGACAUCACUGGGCUAAACGCCGAGCUAGGCAGAGUCGAGAAGGCAGUCAUCCGUGGGCAGGGUGAUAUUGCAACGGGCGUCAACCGGCUGGAAACGGGUGUCGAAGAGAUCAAAACCGCCAUUGGAGGUGAAGCCAAUGGACUUCAGAGUGGUCUCAGCACAAUCGUGUCGAGCAUUAGGAAACUCUCAUCCGACCUUGCCGAAACCGAGAGUGCCAUCGUUGAACGGCAGUCGACAAUCACCAACAGCCUGGAUGAUAUUCAGACCAAGCAGAACAAUCUCCUGGCUUCAGUGGACAACACAAAAGAUAUGAUUGUCGAGCGCCAGAUUGAAAUAGCGCACAGUUUUGAGGGUGUAGACGAUGGUCAACAUGAUAUUUUGCACGCGAUCAAGGACACUAAGAAUAUGAUAACGGGCACUCAGGGCACCAUCGUCGGCAGUCUCCAGAGCAUCAUGAGCCGUCAGCCCGAAAUCAUCAGCACGGUGACAUCGACAGGGAACGCUCUCGAUACCAAGAUCGAUGCUCUAGGCAACGACAUCAACCAGUUGGAAUCAGGACAGGCAGAUCUUCUGAAUGCGGUACAAGACACAAAAGACACCAUUGUCAGCCGUCAAGGAAGCAUAAGCAGUGAUCUGAAACACCUCAAGGAUGGGCAGAGUCAGCUAGAGCAUACUAUUCACCACGCAAAAGAAGCCAUUCUGGCUGCUCAUGAACAUAAAGACCAUGGCUCUUCUGAUGGCGCGAAACCAGAAAUACUGCAAGCUAUCGAAUCUGUAAGGCAGUCCAUCACAGAAAAGCAGGACAGCAUCGAGUCAAGGAUUCAUGAUCUUGAGCGUAAUCAGGAAAUCAUUGCUUCCCGGCUGCAGGACACAAGACGAGACAUUUUCCGAGUGUUGCGUCGGAUCGAGGACCGACUGGAGAACAAUGACGGUGAGGCGCAAUCGGGCGGGGGUUAACCGGCGCAUGACUGGGGGUGCUUUACGGGCCCCCUCCCGUUUUUCGGCAAUAUCCUCUAACGCGUUUGACGGAUCAACACGAAAGUUGCGGUACCUUCAGCGGCAUUGGAUCCUGGGUCCGACCUGCAGGCCUGUUGAGCAUCUGCGCGCAAUGAUUUAUCAUUACCAUCAUCAUCAUGUUUAUAAGUAGGGUAGAGUGGGGUAGAACGCCCCCAUUAAGAGAAAUUGCAAACACUCUCUGCAUAAUUGCAUCCACCAAUGAAAUGUGUGUGCAAUAGAAUAGACAAACUAUUUCUCCUUCUUUGUGCAGUAGAAAUUGUGCAUUAUCACCGACGUAGUGAGCGACACAGACGUGUCUUCGUUGGAAAAGAGUGUCUUACCUCACGAGGUGGGUAAGACGCUCUGGAGAGGAGUUCUUACCUUAUACUUACCUUAUACACUUACUUGUUCUUUCCUUACUUACCAUAAUUAUUACCUUACCUUAUACUUAACUUACAGAGGAAGGCGAUUAUGGAUCCUAAGGCCGGAACCGCGGAGUCGGAGCCACCGAAAUUCCAUCAACUUCGAAACCAUUCAAGGUCUGCCUACACUGGGAGAAAAGUUGACUCUCUACCAGCUUUGAUGUGUGUUGAUGCGUCGACAACUCCUUACUUAUUCACCGUGUCCACAGCAAAAACUUGUUGUAAUCUUUUAUUAUUCUUCCCAAGGUUUUUGUGAGAAUUUUGUGAGAGGCGUCCGUGCCUGUUUCCGUGUUCUUCUUAUACUCCAGCUGGAUGAUUAUGAAAUAUUUUUUUCAAUGUGCUGAUGUAACUCUGGCUAAACUCUUUCUAUCCGGCCAACUCUUCACAAGUCCUUCGGGUAUUCACAUGACGAGUCUUGAAGGAGCUCUGACAGCAUAUGGUAGCCAUUUUGUAACUAUACAUUCGUCCGCCAUAUUUGUUUAUUCAGUUGUAGGCGAGAGAGUGCGGUGAGCUGUUGUGGGGAAGGAGGGGGUGAUGAAAUCCUGGGUAAGUUCGCUUUUAUGUAUGUUGUGUCUGCUCAAAGCGUUCCUUUAUUGUAUUGUAUAAUGUUGUAUUGUAAUUUACAAACCUGUAAUAAAUGAAA